This is a messenger RNA of Polypterus senegalus (gray bichir), 1933 nucleotides long. RefSeq names its product aldehyde dehydrogenase 5 family, member A1 (succinate-semialdehyde dehydrogenase) (gene aldh5a1). The coding region runs from base 249 to 1778 and encodes 509 amino acids. The transcript is spliced from 10 exons. The record is from RefSeq and is a predicted model, not a curated record. Gene Ontology annotation, biological process: GABA catabolic process. Lineage: Eukaryota; Metazoa; Chordata; Cladistia; Polypteriformes; Polypteridae. Gene Ontology annotation, molecular function: succinate-semialdehyde dehydrogenase (NAD+) activity.
AACAACCUUCGACCCUUCCUGCAAUAACCCCAAACGUUCUCGGUAUCCAAUAACGUCCUUGAAUGCAGCGAGGGCGCAACCACGCUGUCGUUUGGUUGGUGAGUUUGACAAACAGCACGCCCACUUUUUCUCCUGCGCCAAUCAAACACAUCUGUGGAGUAGACGGGGCCUGAACUCAUGCUGCGUUGAGACUCGCUGUCAAAGUGUCAUUUUCAAGUCUCCCGUGUUAUUAGAAUCCGUGGCCACCAAUGUUUCGUAUGUUCUGUGACCGAAUUCUGCUCUGCAGCCCUUGUCCCCAACUCACCACGGCUCUUAGACAGGCGCACACCCUUUCGAUCGCCCAGGGUUUACUUCGGUCCCAAGCAUAUGUUGACGGUCGCUGGGUAUCGGCCCCCCGAUCCUUUCCAGUACUCGACCCAGCCACUGGAGAGGAGCUAGCCAAGGUAGCGGACUGUGGAGCAAGUGAGGCCGGCGAGGCGAUCAGAGCUGCUGGCUCGGCGUUUCAGACGUGGAAGGAGCGCUCUGGUAAGGAAAGGGGACAACUUCUUCGAAAAUGGUACGAUUUGAUGAUGCAAAACAAAGACGACCUCGCCAAGUUAAUAACAGCAGAAUGCGGAAAACCUCUUAAAGAAGCACAAGGUGAAAUCCUGUAUGCUGCCGCUUUUUUGGAGUGGUUUUCUGAGGAAUCUCGAAGAAUUUAUGGUGACAUUAUACCGUCCACCGCAAGGGACAGAAGAAUAGUUGUACUUAAGCAGCCCGUGGGAGUCGCAUCGAUAAUAACACCAUGGAAUUUUCCCAGUGCAAUGAUCACACGGAAGGUGGGAGCAGCCCUGGCAGCAGGAUGCACUGUAGUGGUGAAGCCGGCUGAGGACACGCCGUUGUCUGCUCUUGCUCUGGCUGAGGUGGCUUCUCAAGCAGGAAUCCCUCAGGGAGUCUAUAAUGUGGUUCCUUGUUCAAGAGAAAGAGCCCCCGCUGUCGGAGAGGUAUUAUGUACUGACCCGAGAGUUCGAAAAAUAUCAUUUACGGGGUCCACUGCUACAGGAAAGGUAUUGUUGAAAUACGCCGCUGGAACAGUAAAGAGGGUCUCAAUGGAGCUGGGCGGACAUGCGCCAUUCAUCGUGUUUGACAGUGCGGACGUUGACAAGGCUGUCGCCGGGGCGAUGGGCAGCAAAUUCAGAAAUUCUGGCCAGACUUGUGUUUGUGCAAACCGUUUCUUGGUUCAGAAGGGAAUCCAUGAUAUAUUUGUAAAGAAGUUAUCAGAGGCCAUGGAGAGAGAGCUCCACAUCGGACAUGGCUUUGAAGAAAAGACUACACAAGGGCCGUUAAUCAAUGAGAGAGCAGUGGAGAAGGUGGAGAAGCAGAUUGCCGAAGCCAUUUCUCAUGGCGCCCGUGUAGUGAAGGGAGGUAAACGCCUGAAAGGAUCAUUCAUGGAACCAACUCUCCUAUCAAACGUCACCAAGGACAUGCUCUGUGCUCGGGAGGAGACCUUCGGACCCCUCGCACCAGUAAUUAAGUUUGAAACUGAAGAAGAGGCCCUGACCAUUGCCAAUUCUGCCCCUGUGGGUCUAGCAGGGUACUUCUAUUCCAGAGACCUAGCUCAAAUCUGGCGUGUAGCCGAACAGCUUGAGGUUGGAAUGGUUGGAGCAAAUGAAGGACUGCUGUCAGCUGUGGAGGCCCCGUUUGGUGGUGUUAAGGAGUCUGGUUUGGGAAGAGAGGGGUCUAAAUAUGGCAUUGAUGAAUACCUGGAGAUUAAGUACAUGUGCUUCGGCGGCCUGUAGAAUCGAGAACACACAUAGAUGUUCGUCCAGUUGUUCGUCCAUUUGCUAAACUAGAUGUUAGGAGUCAAAUGGUGCCAUACAAUACAAUUUAUUUUUUUGUAUAGCUCAAAAUCACACAAGAAGUGCCAGAAUGGGCUUUAACAGGCCCUGCCUCU